GCGCGCCGCGGGGUCCUCCAAGAUGGCGGCGCAGAGGAGGAGCCUGCUCCAGAGUGAGCAGCAGCCGAGCUGGACAGAUGACCUGCCACUCUGUCACCUCUCUGGAGUUGGCUCAGCUUCCAACCGUAGCUACUCUGCUGAUGGCAAGGGCACUGAGAGCCACCCUCCAGAGGAUAACUGGCUCAAGUUCAGAAGUGAAAACAACUGCUUCCUGUAUGGAGUCUUCAAUGGCUAUGAUGGCAACCGGGUGACCAACUUUGUGGCACAGAGGCUCUCUGCAGAGCUCCUGCUGGGCCAACUCAACACAGAACACACCGAGGCUGAUGUGCGGCGGGUCCUGCUGCAGGCCUUCGAUGUGGUGGAGAGGAGCUUCCUGGAGUCCAUUGAUGAUGCCUUAGCUGAGAAAGCAAGCCUCCAGUCCCAGCUGCCAGAGGGUGUGCCCCAACACCAGCUGCCACCUCAGUAUCAGAAGAUCCUUGAGAGACUCAAGGCGCUGGAGAGGGAGACUUCGGGGGGGGCCAUGGCCGUUGUGGCAGUCCUUCUCAACAACAAGCUCUACGUUGCCAAUGUCGGUACGAACCGGGCCCUUCUCUGCAAAUCUACAGUGGAUGGGUUACAGGUCACACAGCUAAACAUGGACCACACCACGGAAAAUGAGGAUGAGCUCUUUCGUCUUUCACAGCUGGGUUUGGACACAGGAAAGAUCAAGCAGGUGGGCGUCAUCUGUGGACAGGAGAGCACCAGGCGCAUUGGGGAUUACAAGGUCAAAUAUGGCUACACUGACAUAGACCUGCUCAGUGCUGCCAAGUCCAAACCCAUCAUCGCAGAGCCGGAAAUUCAUGGUGCGCAGCCUCUGGAUGGUGUGACGGGCUUCCUGGUGCUGAUGUCUGAGGGGCUGUACAAGGCCCUGGAGGCAGCCCAUGGGCCUGGGCAAGCCAACCAGGAGAUUGCAGCAAUGAUUGACACUGAAUUUGCUAAGCAGACCUCCCUGGAUGCAGUGGCCCAGGCUGUGGUCGACCGUGUAAAACGUAUCCACAGUGACACCUUUGCCAGCGGUGGGGAGCGUGCCAAGUUCUGCCCACGGCAUGAAGACAUGACCCUGCUGGUGAGGAACUUUGGCUAUCCAUUGGGUGAAAUGAGCCAGCCUACACCGGCCCCAGCCCCAGGGGGGCGUGUGUAUCCUGUUUCUGUGCCAUACUCAAGUGCCCAGAGCACCAGCAAGACCAGUGUGACUCUGUCCCUCGUCAUGCCUUCUCAGGGCCAGAUGGUCAAUGGCUCUCACAGUGCCUCCACCCUGGACGAAGCCACUCCUACCCUCACUAACCAGAGCCCCACUCUGACCCUGCAGUCCACCAAUACACACACGCAGAGCAGCAGCUCCAGCUCUGACGGGGGCCUCUUCCGCUCCAGACCCGCUCACUCACUUCCUCCUGGAGAGGAUGGCCGCGUUGAGCCCUAUGUGGACUUUGCUGAGUUUUACCGACUCUGGAGUGUGGACCACGGCGAGCAGAGCGUGAUGACAGCACCUUAGUCUGGCCUCAGAGUACGGCCUUGGCAUGACUUUGUGUAGGCACAGAAGGCUAGUGCCAAGGCAGGACAAGCUCCUUGACCUUUGCAGGUGCCGUGGAACCAGUGGGCAGUGAGUCUGAUGUGCUGCAGGUUCUGUCCCACAGCACUGGAUUGUAGCCUGAGUGCACACUGCAUUGUUGGUCCACACAGGAGGCAGGAGUCCAGACCACAGGCAUCCUUAGAGAGGGCCAAGUGUGAAAGCUGCAGGUAGCUUAUAAACCAUCAAGAGUGCCUCCUGACAUAUCCAAAGAAUAGCAAGAAUCUGUCCUGUGGACUCCAACUACCACAGGCUAGACAGACAUUGCUCCCUCAAGACUGCUUUUCCUGCCUCAACCUCCCCUGGAAUAGCCUGUGACCUAUGCUAGUGUCCUUUGCACCGGAUGGCUAUUACCUUCCCAACUUUCAGCCUAAACUCCUAGAUCCAGAGAAGAAAACAAUGAGGGUGUGUGCCUGUCACUGGUUCUCACUGGACAAGUUCAAGGAAGCAGUGGGACCUGUAACAACCACAGGGGAGCACGACAGGGAAGGACCACAGAAAGCUGGCCAAGGAAUCCAGUCCUGGACUGCAGGACAGCCAGCUGGCAGCUGAGCUGACCAGGGAGCUGGCUUCCCAAUGGUGUGCAGAUGGUGAGACCUGGCCCACCAAGCAGCCAGUGUCUGCUGCUAGAUCCUGCCCCAGGGAAGGGCAGGCCAAAUCAGAAGCAAAUGCCUGCCGGCCUUUUUCCCAGCUGGUACUGGGGAGACGCUGAUGGGGAGUGCUGAGUGCAGCAGCCUCAUGCUGACGACGAAGCUGGUUGGCUCUGAGCUCUGCUGAAGGACAAGUAGAGGAUGGCUGUGAGAGAGAAGCUGAGGCUUGCCUACCCUGAAAGACCAAGAGCAUCAGAGAUGUGACGGUGCUGUGGACACGAAGGAGAAAGAUUGUGCAUGUCAGACCCUGACUUGGACCUGUUCAUUCACACAUUUUUUGCCUUCACUCAGGAGGGUUACCACAGCUGCCUGCAGCAUGGCCGACCCUGUGCUCAAAGGAGGAAGCAGACCAGGGUGGUCCCCUUGCCUGAGCCCUGCCCUCAGGAUUGGAGACUAAGCUCAGAUCUGUGUGGCUCUGUAACUAGUCUUUUGCAACCCUUUUCCUGCUGCAUCCAGCUGCUGGAAAGGGCAUCCAGUGUGUCUGCUGUUGGCAAAGGCAAGUUCAGAGCACUUCUCACCCAGAUUCAUUUCCCUCAGUGCCAAGGAGAAAUGGAUUCCUGGGGAAGUGGGUACAAGCCAAGGAGGAAAAAGCCUUCCUUGCUACUCCCCUAGGACGCCACCUCUGGCCUCUGCAGGUUUGUGGGGUUCAGCUGAUGCGCAGACUUGGGACAAAGGAGAUCCUCCCCCAGGAGUUUGAUGCUGUUUGGUCUCUAGAAAUAGAACCAUGUUCUUAAUGCAGUAAAGUAAAAGUGUUAGGUGUCA
Psammomys obesus (fat sand rat) is the source of this 3018-nucleotide messenger RNA. It is a transcript of the gene Tab1, whose product is annotated as TGF-beta activated kinase 1 (MAP3K7) binding protein 1. The record is from RefSeq and is a predicted model, not a curated record. Gene Ontology annotation, cellular component: cytosol. Bases 23 to 1531 code for a protein of 502 amino acids. Gene Ontology annotation, biological process: protein dephosphorylation. Lineage: Eukaryota; Metazoa; Chordata; Mammalia; Rodentia; Muridae. The transcript is spliced from 11 exons. Gene Ontology annotation, molecular function: protein serine/threonine phosphatase activity.